This is a messenger RNA of Arachis stenosperma, 1952 nucleotides long. RefSeq names its product probable mitochondrial import inner membrane translocase subunit TIM21. The record is from RefSeq and is a predicted model, not a curated record. Lineage: Eukaryota; Viridiplantae; Streptophyta; Magnoliopsida; Fabales; Fabaceae. The transcript has 7 exons. Gene Ontology annotation, biological process: protein import into mitochondrial matrix. The coding region runs from base 105 to 914 and encodes 269 amino acids. Gene Ontology annotation, cellular component: TIM23 mitochondrial import inner membrane translocase complex.
ACCCCUUCCUUCCUUUCCUUUUCACGAACAACAUAACACACUGUGAAGUCGAGGAGAGUCUCCUUCCGUCUCUCUCUCCCCGCCGCAACCUCCGACCAAGUACGAUGUUUCGCAGGAUCUGCUCCAACCGUUCGUCCUGGGCCCACAAUGCUUCCCGACCUACCAACAAGCUCCUCCCCGCCGCUGCUCCCCCACCGCCCCCCGGAGCGCGCGGCGUCAUCACUCGCCGCGCCGCCGGAACCCUUGCUUUCCUGCGGUUCCUUGGAGAAUCCGGAAUCAGAAUCCGAGAGGACCAUGCUAAAUCAACCUCCAUUGCUUCUUCCUUUGCUAGGUCGAUGUCUUCCAAAGCAUCAGAUGAAUCAGGCAGAAGAACAAGGCGAAAUACUGAUGAGACCAAAAAGGAGAUAACAAAUGUUGAAGAUCCGUAUAGUGCUCCAACAUAUAAUAUUCCGGAGAAGCCAGUGACAUUUGUGGAGGGUGCAUCCUACAGUGUCAUCAUUCUUGCUGGGCUUGGGAUUGCAGCUGCCGCAGGAUAUGCCGUUUUCAAGGAACUUAUAUUUGAACCAAAGGAGUAUAAGAUCUAUAACAAGGCUCUCAAAAGAAUUCAAGAUGACAGUCAGAUUAGGGUGAGGAUUGGAUCCCCAAUUACGGGCUACGGUCAGGAGAGUAGAAACCGUGCUGCUCGCCAAAGAAUUCCUAACAGAGUAUGGACUGAUGAAGAAGGUGCUGAGCAUGUAGAGGUUAAUUUCUAUAUCCGGGGUCCAAAUGGACAUGGAAAAGUCUUUGCUGAGAUGUUCAAAGAUACAGUGGAUAAAGAAUGGAAGUUCACGUAUUUGAUUGUCGAAAUUAGAGCACCUUCUCAAGCACAAAUAAUGCUGGAGUCAUAUAUUCCAGCUUACAAUGCAAACAAGUAGCUUAGAUGAGAAAGGUAUUUGAUCUUUGGUCCUUUACUGGAGGCUGCACGAUUCAGCGAUCAGCAUAUUGACCACCUUAGCCAGUUCAAGUUCCUUAAGGGAUAAAGUGGAAAGAAGGAUAGACAAUUAAAGAGUCACAAAUAAGAUGAGAAACUGGAUCCCCAAUCUCAGGUUCAGUAAUGUUUUUUUCUUUCAUUUAGAACCUGCAGAUAUGAGGAAAGAGUUAUGGACAGGGAUCUUAGUUUUGAUGACCCAGAGAAAUUGCGUUGUCCUUGAUGGCAAUUGGCAGUGCCAUGUACUUAUUUGUUAUUUUCAGUUUUUCAUAUACCUUGUUGUCAAAAGUCCAUUGAGUUGCUGGAGUGUACCAUGCUAAUUUUUUAGAGAUGAAUAAGUAGGUGUCUGUAGUCCAAACAGGAAAAAAAGAAAAAAAAAAAAAGAAAAAGAAAAAAUGGAUAUGGAGUAUUUGAGGUUGAUAUUGGUUGUGGCCUAUUUCAAAAUGGGAAUGUUUGAGUGGAUUUCUAACAGACCAACAACUAUUGAUAUUGUUAUAGACAAGGCUAAUCAUUCAUUAUUAUCGAAUAACCGAGUAUACGAAGUUAUAAGUUUAGCAAACCUUAAUGGAAGAAUAAUAAAAGUCACAAAAGGCAAUAACCCAAGACAUUACUGAAUCAUGGAAUUAAAGUUGGAAAACGGCUACAUGAUAGCUUCUCCAAACUUUAUAGAGUAAAAUGGCAACACGAGAAAAUGAUGUACGUUAUUAACUAUCACCUGAGAAGUCUUACUGACUAAGGUAUUGAAGUGUUUUGCAUGUUGUCCUCUCAACCUAGUUACCAACGUGAUUUAGAUUGGGAUCCCUACCAACUUUAGAACACGAAAUCACUACUACUAGCCUAAACAUUUGGCGCAGUCUGAAGAUCCUAACAUGUUGGGACCAUGACUGAUUGUGAUGUCAAACUACAAUUAACCAUUCAACCAAUAACAUCCAACAAGGAAAAGAAAGUUGGAGAGGAUGGAUAUGCUGACGUUACUUCUGAUCCC